GGCGGCGCUCAGUUCCCUGUCCGUGGAAGGGAAUGGAGGGGAGUGAAGCCUGCGGGAGUGGGUAGCGGCCGUGGGGACGGGGAUGAGGUGACGGCCGCCAUGGCGAGCGAGGGCGGCAGGAAGCAAUUCUGGAAACGGAGUGGCGCGAAGGUGCCGGGCAGUAUACAACAUGUUUAUGGAGCUCAGCAUCCACCUUUUGAUCCAUUACUGCAUGGAACCUUGACAAAACCAAGUUCAAAGCCACCUACAACUCCAGUGAAACUCAAGAAAGUCAGCACCUUCCAAGAAUUUGAAAGUAACACAAGUGAUGCUUGGGAUCUUGGGGAUGAUGAUGAUGAACUCUUAGCAAUAGCUGCUGAAAACUUAAAUACAGAAGUGGUUAUGGAAACAGCUCACAAAGUAAUUCAGAAUCACAGCAAGCUACAAAAACAGCAUAAAUUUCAGGAAGAGCAUCUGCAGGAAGAAAAACGAAUAGAAUCUGCAGAGCUGACUUCAAUUGCAUGUGGUGAUAAUAGGCUUGUUAAAUCAGUCAGUGAAGGUCAUACAUCAACUUCAUCAGAUAAUGCUAGUGAGACUUCUUCUAUGCAGAGAUCACAGUCCCUUCCACAAACUUCCACACCUCCCUUGGUGAGUGGAAUGGCAGACUCUAAUACCUCAGUUACUCCUGCAUUAACUGAGAGAGAAGCAUCUCGAUUAGACAAAUUUAAUCAGCUACUUGCUGGACCCAAUACAGAUCUUGAAGUAUUGCGGAAAUUGAGUUGGUCUGGCAUUCCCAAACGGGUUCGUCCAAUUGCAUGGAAGCUUCUUUCAGGCUAUCUUCCUGCAAAUGUGGACCGAAGAGAAAGCACUUUACAAAGAAAACGCAAAGAGUAUUUUGCAUUUGUUGAACAAUAUUAUGAUUCCAGAAAUGAUGAAAGUCACCAGGAUACCUAUAGACAGAUCCAUAUAGAUAUCCCACGCAUGAGUCCAGAAGUUUUAAGACUUCAGCCCAAAGUAACAGAGAUCUUUGAAAGAAUUUUGUUUAUCUGGGCAAUACGUCAUCCAGCCAGUGGAUAUGUUCAGGGCAUAAAUGAUCUUGUUACUCCUUUUUUUGUAGUCUUCGUUUGUGAAUAUAUAGAAGAAGAAGAGGUGGAAAAUUUUGAUGUUUCCAGUCUGCCUGAAGAAGUGCUGCAGAACAUAGAAGCUGACAGUUACUGGUGCAUGAGCAAGUUACUUGAUGGCAUUCAGGAUAACUACACGUUUGCACAGCCAGGAAUUCAGAAGAAAGUGAAAAUGUUGGAAGAACUUGUUAGUCGGAUUGAUGAGCAAGUUCAUAGGCACUUGGAUCAGCAUGAGGUGAAAUACUUGCAGUUUGCUUUCCGUUGGAUGAAUAACUUGCUGAUGAGAGAAGUCCCUUUACGGUGUACCAUCAGGUUAUGGGACACAUACCAAUCUGAACCAGAGGGUUUUUCUCAUUUCCACUUGUACGUCUGUGCUGCCUUCCUUGUCAGGUGGAGGAAAGAAAUCCUGGAGGAGAAAGAUUUUCAAGAAUUGCUCAUCUUUUUACAAAAUUUGCCCACAGUACACUGGGGGAAUGAAGAAAUUAGUGUACUCCUAGCAGAGGCCUACAGACUGAAGUUUGCAUUUGCAGAUGCCCCCAAUCAUUACAAGAAAUGAAUGUGAAAGAGACAGAAAUCAUGAAGACCAACGUGUUCUGCAGUAUUAUGACAUCUGUUGUUCUGGUUAUGCUUUCAGCUCAUUGCUCUUUCAUUUGAAUUAAGAUGACCAUUAAAAUUCUGUUAGAAUUUGCAGAAUGAGAACAGAAUACCAAAGAAAUGGACAAAGCAGGAUAUUGAGCAUUGAAUGAACUUAAAGGUGAACUUUUUUUGCUCAGCGUGAAAAUGAGUUCAGAAGCUUGUCACAUAAUUUUCUUCUUUUUUUCCUUCUCUAAUUAGUAGAAUUGCAAUGUGUCUAAUUUACAUCAAGCAAUUUUUGUAUGUAACACAGCUGCUUACAGAAUGGCUUUUUCAUUACUUCACUGUCACCUGUCAUGACUUUAUCGGCCAGUUUUGGUCAGUAGAAGGUAUUAACUUUGACUUGAAAGAAGAUUUUUUCGUAGUUGUAAAGAUUAUAUGAUACAGCAAGGCCUGUGUUUUGAGGUCUAGUUAUAACUCAGAAGAUGCUGAUAUUCGCACACCAUCUGUUGUUUUCCCAUAGAAUUAGAUUAGAAUACUUCAAUAAUACAAGAAUAUAGAAAGUUGCAAUGGAAAUUGGUGGCAUUUUUCUAAAUAGUAUUGCUGGGUGCUGUAGAAGCUUUUUAGCUAUAAAAAGGAGCUACUUAAAGCCGAAGAGUCAUCUGUAACACUAAAAUAAAUCCCUCUCUGUAUAUUUUGAGGUGUUUUUAAAAUAUGAAAUGAAAUAAGAGACAUGGUCUUGUCCAAGUAAUUAAAGCUUUUCUUUCAAAGCCUUUCAGUUUUUCAGCAUGGAAGUUCACUUUUAAGAAAUGUAUUAAGCAGCUUGGUUUACAAAGUAAGAUAUAUUUUUAUCUCAGUUGUUGCCUUAUUCUCCAUUUCUAGCAUGUUAGAAAAGGAAAAUUAAUAUAUCUUUCCAAAGCCUGUUUGUUAAAUAAUUUAAUACCUUUUUUCUGAUUAUUCUUAGGAAGCGAGAAGAUAGUUCCCAAAACCAAUAACAGUAACUGUAUAUUCAGAUCACUCUUGCAUCAUUAGCAGAAUAAAAUCCUCUGUGACUUUAUAGAAUGAAAUUAAUAUUUUUUCUUAUAUUCAUAAGAUAUUGAAUAAUUUCUUAAAACUUGCGUAAUUUAAGUGCACUAUUUAUUUUCAAGAAUUCUUUUCAGAUAAUAAUUCUGAUGUUGCUCUAUUGGAUGUAAAUAACUCAUUAAUUUGUGCCUGCCCUACACAAACAGGUUAUUAAGGGUGAGAGUUGCCAUAACCAAUAUACUGGAAGCCCAGAAUUGUUAGUCCUCUGUUCAAUUCUCAAUUUGCACAGCGUUGCACGAAAAUGAGAGUGCACUUUUAAGUUUAGGGAAUAAAAGAUCUUCAAGAGAUUUUCUCUUACUGUUAUUGGAAGAUUAUUUUCAAGUUCUUGAAAAUAUGUAGAUACAUAUUUUGAAGAAAGCUUUCUCAAUGUGUUGUUAUGUUACUUGUUUAGGGGCCUUAGUUCUUGACGCUGACUUUAUAGUGAUUAGAAGUUUCAGAGUAAAGAAAUUAAACCACAUUUUUAUCAACAUAUGCUUAUGAGAUCUCUAUUUUAAAGGUAUGUGAAGUCUUUGGUAGAAGAGAAAAUAAGUAAAUUAAUUGCAAAGCAGGAGCAUUCAGUGACUAGGACGCAUUUGUGUUCCACUGGUGUCAGCUGAGUAUUUCAGUUGUGAUGGAUACAAGGUCAGGUCUCCUAGAUUGCUGUGUUUGUGCCUAGAGUGUUUAGAGGAUCUGUAUUUCUUCAAUGUCCAUAUACUGUUUUCUAUAAUUUCAACUUGUGGUAUAAUGUAUCAAAAUUUAUGUUUACAAAAAAUGUCAUACUGUGCCUAACAGAAUAUUUACCAACAAUAGAAUAAAGGAAACCUGAAAUUUAUGACCAUUUACUUUAAUCUUAAAAUCUACAAUCAUUUGUUAAUAGAAAUGCAUACUGUCGUAACCAGAGAAGACACACAGCAUUAAAUAUACAAUGCUGUAAGGGUUUUCUAUAAUUAACUUUUUUUAUAUUAAGAUGUUAUUUAGGUAGUUACAUGUAACAUAAAAAGUUGACCCAAAGUUGUCUGCUGUGUCAGAUGCUCCUGCAUAAUAUUUAUGGGACUGGAUAUAUAAGAUUUCCUUCAUCAGGUCCACAUACGUUGUCUGCCAUGUCUUCCAAAUUCAACAGGUACCUCUUACUUCCCUUGGAAGAAAGUAUUACUAUUAGAAGUCACAUUUACCAUCGUGUCUGUGUCAGAAGUUGAAUAUUGUACUUGAGCACAUUGCUUUUUAAGGAUAGCAAGAAGUUUCCUAAUAGAAUAACAAUGCUUAUUUGUGUAGAUAUAGACUUUUCUGGAAAAUGUGAUAUAGAUAUAUAAGUAACAUUUAUAUAUCUAUACAAAGGCCACCAUUUCUGUAAAGUUUCAAAUUGUCAAUGCUUUAAGAUUUACAUAAAAAAUUUCAUUUUAUGAAAAAACUCCACAACUUACAUUUAACAAUUUUACAUCUCAGGUAAAAUGUCAUUCCAAACAAAAUAUUACAUAUGAAAGGAAAUGAUGUUACCAUUAUUACAUCCCUUGUUUUUUUUCAAAAUUAAAGAUUCUGAAUAGUAUAAAAUUUCUUUGUAAUCUGUAUUUUCUUAUGAAGGAGGCAUCUUGACACAUCACUAAUGAAACUAGGCAGUAAUUUCCUAGAACUCAAGUGAAAUCACAGUGUCUAAAAUGAAUGUUAAAGAGUUUGUGUAAUAAAAAUUUAAACAAGAGUGUACAAUAUGAAAAGAUUUAUGACUACAGUAUUUGAAAAAUGUAAAUAAUAAAUUAGUUAACUAUGUAAAUACAGUCCAUGGAGUAGGAUAGAAAUGUAAGUUGAAAUCUCAUGUAAUUCUGUAAUAUGUUAUAAGAAAUUAGUUUCAUUAUUUUUUGGCUCAGUUCCUUAUGGAAAGGCCCAUGAAUUUAUUUCUGACUUCAGAGCUACAGACAGAGGUAGCUGAAGUUCCCUUGUAUGCUUCUGACAAAUAUUAACACUGAGGCACUGGUUAAAACUGUAAAAGUGGUGAAAGAUGAGGAAAUAAAUGC
Molecule: messenger RNA, 4741 nt
Organism: Colius striatus (speckled mousebird)
Lineage: Eukaryota; Metazoa; Chordata; Aves; Coliiformes; Coliidae
Gene: TBC1D22A
Product: TBC1 domain family member 22A
Exons: 13
Coding region: 100-1656 (518 amino acids)
Biological process (GO): activation of GTPase activity
Molecular function (GO): GTPase activator activity
Source: RefSeq, a predicted model, not a curated record